AUGAACUCUUACGUUUCGGUCAGUUGUGAUGAGCUCACGGAUGCUCAAAAAAAGAAGUUUCUAAAGACGUUGAAAGUAUCUUUCACUGCUUCUCAAGCUGCUCAAGCUGGUAAAGGAGUAUCAAUUGUAUUUUCACCAGGUGAAAUCGCUGCUUCGUUAAAUAUGGACGGAGACGCUCUUACUGGAUCUGGAUUGAGUGGUGGGUCGCUAUGGAGCUGGAUCAAGGAAAAAGCAUGGCCUUGGUUGAAAGAGAAUGUGUGGCCUGUAGUUAAACCACUGGUAUCUGGUGUUGUUGAUCAAGGCGCUCAAGCUCUUGGAGCGUAUACAGGACAGCCAGGAUUAGUCAAUGCUGUUCGAGGUGAAGUAAAAAAUCUUACUGGUGUUGGCGUCUGUAAAAAGGGAUCGCCUGAAAUGAAAGCAAAGAUGGCUAAGCUACGGUCUAUGCGCAAGAGUGGAGGAAGUUUCAGACUUUGA
Molecule: messenger RNA, 474 nt
Organism: Phytophthora sojae
Lineage: Eukaryota; Oomycota; Peronosporomycetes; Peronosporales; Peronosporaceae
Exons: 2
Coding region: 1-474 (157 amino acids)
Source: RefSeq, a predicted model, not a curated record